Messenger RNA from [Torrubiella] hemipterigena, 1131 nucleotides. The record is from the annotation of a GenBank genome assembly. NCBI's taxonomy places the organism in Eukaryota, Fungi, Ascomycota, Sordariomycetes, Hypocreales, Clavicipitaceae.
UUUUGCCUUUAAGUCUUGUGACAUGUCGUUCGUAUGCGUAGAUUUAGACUUUUGUCUAGAGGCGAGCCGGCGCAAAGCAUGGCCAUGGUCAACACACCACCACCACCACCUCCGCAGGCUGCAGUAGGACAGCGUCACUCUGCGGGGAGGGCCUUGGCUGGUCAUCCGUCCCCCUAGCGCGGUGACGAUCUGCAUCCGCGACCAGACGAAAAGCCAAUCUGCGCCCACUAGUAUUUAUUCGCAAUAUACAGUCUUAUCCAUUUCUACGGUCCAAUGGCAAAAUCGCCUACGCAUUUCCUUGCGCUGCCGCUGCACAGACAUGCGUCUCUUUCUGCUGCUCUCAGCUCAUUUCAAGCAGACGUCACAUCGCCCAUGUCGUUUGCUCUGCCAGAUGCUGCCGUGAGACCGCCAGGCACGCUCCAUCUAACGCUAGGCGUGAUGAACCUACCACAAAAGUCGAAUGUUGAUGCCGCCAUUACCCUGUUACAGCAAGUCAAAGCACACUCGAUACUCCAAGCGGCGCGCGAGCGAGCCGGCGAGCCAGCACAGGGAAGCUUGCGGAUACACCUCAAGGGCUUACAGGCAAUGGGCAGCGAGGAGAAAGCGACAGUGUUGUAUGUCCCGCCGGAAGAUGCGGAUCCUGCGUGUCAGGGACUGUUGUAUUCGUUUGCGAGUGAUCUGAAAACCAAGUUUGUCGAGGCGGGCAUCAUGGAGAGUGAAACGCGACCUAUGCUGCUGCAUGCGACGGUGCUGAAUACGAUAUAUGUCAAGGGGAGGAAGCGAGGGAAGGAUAGAUUGACUAUUGAUGCGCGGCAUAUAUUGGCGCGGUAUGAGGAUUUUGUGUGGGCGGAGAAUGUGGACAUUGAAGAGGUUGGGUUGUAUAAGAUGGGUGCGCAGCCUGUGGAGGGGACGGAUGAUGUAGAGUAUGUGGCGGAGGCAAAGGUAUUGCUUGUGCAGUAAGGAUACAUCUGUACACUUAAUAUUAUGCAUAUUGAAGCGUUGAAAAGCAUGGUUGAAAAGAGAGACUUGCCAAAAUUUACCUCGAAGAUGCAUUAGAGUAUAGCGGAAGCUGUGGACAGCAAGAUAUCAAGCGGUGCCAGUGGCGGACCAAAAAAGAAAGUCUUGUCUGCG